CCGAAUCAAUCGCGAUUGACACAACUCUACUUUUAAUGUUCCAUGCGAUAGUAAUUGACAAUGACUUGAUAUAAAUAGGUUUUCAAAGUUUGCAAAAGCUAUUUUGGGCGUCAAAUUUGCUAACAAGAAAGUCGGAAAAAACAUUUGCCACGAAUACAAUUUUUCAAACAAUUAAAAAUAACUGGAAAUUUAAAAAAAUUGGAGGUUAUGACUUCCUUUAAAACAUUUUUGUAGAUUAUUGACAUUAGCCAAAAUCCAAGAUUACUUUUCUUUUGCAAUCUAAAAUCCCUUGAUCUUGGUAAAAUAUAAUAAUUUGUUUUAUCUUUAUCACAUACUUUGUGUUUCAUUGACUAUUGUCAUGUUCAUGUCUAAGUGUUAAUUUGUAAUGUCAGAUAUCCUAUAAGCUCCCUGUUAAGGUAAUCAAAAUGUGGGAAAUUCUGGCAUUUGGAAUGGUCCUUCUAUCAAGCACUGGCGGCGCAGCAUCAACGGAAACUACACUUACAAUGUAUCAAGCAGUGAUUCAAAAAUGUCCGGGUGUUAAUAAUACUAGCAUAAAAGAUUACCGAGAAUUUUCGAAUUGCACAAACUUUACACGAAUCAGUGCUACAAAAGAAUACAGUGAGAGUACACGGAUGGAUUUGCAGUGCCUUUUGUUUUAUGAUGCUUUGGUAUCAUUUUGUACCGAAAUGGGUGAAUUCAUCACUGUUUUCUCCAAUUUUGGCAGCCUGCAACUGAAAAAUAUCGGAAUAGAAUCUGUGUGUGGCAAAUCAGAUCCAUUAUUUCCCCCUGAGAAAAAAUUUGAGCACAAUCUCACAAAUAUAUUUUCCAAAGGAUCAAAUUGUUACCAGUUGUGCUUGAAUGACAUUGAUAGGAGUGUAAGCAGUUAUUGCAUAUUAAGUCUCUUAUAUGCCACCCUAAAUACAACAAAGUUGAGGGAGGCAGAGCAUUUAACCAAUCCUGCGCUGGGUAAAAAUAUUACUGUUCAAGACAGCCAGCUAAGUAAGAAUAAUACAAAUACUACAAAAUUAAGUAAUGUGCCCAAGCAAAGUUCAGUAAAAGAAGAAAUUAAACUAGAGCCUGUUCAGAAUAAAGCAGGCAUUAAAAACAUGAAUGCCGGUUUGCAGGGUGACAGUGGCUCUCAGCAACAAAAAGUUGAAGACGAUAAAAGCAAAGAUAAGUUAGAGAAUGUUAUGCAAGAGGCAAAACCUGUUGGACCUUUGCUGAAGAAGCCUGUAGAAACUGAAGCAGAUCCUCUGAAUGUACCAAUCCAAACUGAACAACUAAAACAGCUAAAGACUCCAAAACUUAUUACCCCAAAAGUUUUAAAAUCUGAGAUGGAAGAGAAGAAUGAUAAUAUAGUAGAAGAUCAAGUGGAUAACAUAGAUCAACAAGACGAUGAGGAGGCUGAGCAGGAACAGGAGUUUUUAAAGAAGAAUGAACCGCCAGUGCCAUCAGAAAAUGAUGAUGAUAUUGGAAUGCCUGAACUGGAGCAAAUAAGGAAAGAAAAACCUCAUACUCUGGAAGAUGAGCCCAUUAAUUCAUUUGAUACCACUGAGGACAUGAGCGGAGAUUCAUAUUUCUUCUCCUAUUUUACAGUUGUUAUGUGUUUGGUUAUAGUUGGAUAUGUUGGAUAUCACAACCGACAAAAGAUUCUUGCUUUAAUUUUGGAAGGCAAGAAAGGCCGAAGACCGCCAAGAAGUCGCAGGCCGAACUCGGCCAACUAUCAUAAACUGGAUAGUAACUUGGAGGAAGCCGUUUCAUCAUCCUGUACUAAAUCCACUACCAAUGUAAUUUAUUAAUCAGCUUUCAAGGGUUUCAUAUCACUUUAGACAAUAAUUCCCAUUGUAAUUGGCUUGCUGUUAGAGUAAUGUUUUUUUCUUCAAAAUUUAGUUAUGGUGCCGAAUUUGUAUAAAUGUAUAUAACAUUACCUAUAGUUUUCCCUGGUCACUUCAUUACUUAACUUGAAAUUUUCGGUUAUUGGCAGUUUGCAUAAUAAUCAUUUAAUCAAUAAAU
Cylas formicarius (sweet potato weevil) is the source of this 2013-nucleotide messenger RNA. Its product is annotated as trans-Golgi network integral membrane protein 2-like. The coding region runs from base 426 to 1799 and encodes 457 amino acids. Lineage: Eukaryota; Metazoa; Arthropoda; Insecta; Coleoptera; Brentidae. The transcript is spliced from 3 exons. The record is from RefSeq and is a predicted model, not a curated record.